AUGCUCCUAUUACCUGCAACCCUAGACCGAGCCGCACCGCUACUUCCCCGUUCGGCCGUUCUCCUCCUGCCACCAACCACCGCCGCGGGCUGCACCGGCGAAGCUUGUCCCUGUCUUCCCCGUGACACUACUACCCCCUUCCCGUCCGCAGCCGUCCUCCUCCUCGCGCCGCACUCCCCCUCUCCCCGGCCGUACCUGCAGCCCGUGCUCGCCGCCGCACUCCCCCUCCUCCCGGCCUCCACCGCACCUCGACCGAGCAGUUCACGCCGCCCCCUCCAACUAGCAAACAUUAACGGCAAAAUCCAACCCUAUAUCCUCCGCCGCCUCCGCCUCCGCCUCCGCCUCCGCCUCCACCUCCACCGGACAGACCGCCUGUCCGCCAUGCCGGAUCACAGUGCCAUUUCCCGAUGCUCGGACAAUCACCCGUGGGUACUCAUCGACAGUAUAGCACGCACUGGCUACUGCAGUAAUGAUACUACUGCCCAAACCUCGUCAAGCCGUCUCUUCCCCAUCAGGGUGUCCUUCGUGCUCGCGGAUCCACCUGACGUUUCUGUGUGCUUCGUGCACUGCCCUGGCCCCAAAAAGUGGCACUUUGAUGGUGAUCCUCUCAUCCUCACUGCUUCUCAAGCCUUUGUGCUUCUUGUCGUAUCUUUCACCGGCAACGACGACGACUUUGAUGACUACUUCGUCUACAGAGCAGGGCCAGGUAAACCGCGUCUCCAUCGCAUUUGUAUGCCGUCUCCUCGGGAUUACGAUGAUAAGACAAUCGGCAUAUUGCCUCUUUCUGACGGCGCGAGCAACCACUACGCUGUUGUGGUUCCCGUUAGACGGUACAACCGUGCAUCACACAGCGUGGACUAUAGUCUUAGAGUGUUCCGGUCUGAUAGGGAAGGGUGGACCACUAAGGAAACUCAAAUGGCUAGGGACACAGAGACAGACCGUCGCAAUGUGCGUAAUCUUGUGGGCACCAGGGUAAUUUCAGUUGGAGAAGGGGUACUUGGCUGGGUUGAUCUUUGGUGGGGUAUUCUUGUUUGCAAUGUGCUAGAUGAGAAGCCGAUUAUGCGUCUCGUGCGAUGGCCGGUGGCUGAACCUUGCGAUGAUGUGAAGCAUAUUUCUCCAAGGCCAUUCCGGGACGUUGCUGUGAUAAAUGGCAUAAUAAAAUUUGUUAAGCUCAAGUUUCACCAGCCUACCUUCAAUCAAGGAGUCAUGAUCAAUCAAGGAUGGACAGUCAAUGUUUGGAAAAGAAUAGUUUCUUCGGCUGAUUGGCACAAGAGCUCCAAAGUUCACAGUCAUGAUAUAUCUAUCAUUGACUCGGUUUUAAUGAGUCAGAUUCCAUUUUUAGUACCUGAAAUAUUGGAUGUGGAAGCAAAGAGACUGGCUUGGGAUCAAGUAUCAUGCACCAGCCCAACUUUGAGUUUAAAUAGUGAUGAUGAUGUUGUUUACAUCAUGGUCAAGGCAAAGUUGGAACAUCCAAUAGCUUUUGUGUUUGCCGUUAAUGCCGGAGAGAAAACAUUGGAAGCCGUGGAGGACUGCCGUGCUGAAAAGAUGACAUACUUGGAACCAACUUAUGUAGCCUCUGCCUUUUCCAGCUACCUCACGAAUGCAGGUCCAACUCCCGCUAAGGUUCUGGAUCAUCCAUACAGUGUUGCUGGCUCAAAUGUUGAAAAUGAUGUUACUGUUGAACCACUUCUGCAUGUGCCCAACGAGGAACCUAUAAGAAUCCCUGUCACUGCUUCUUAUUCUAUCUCUCCAGCUGAGACGGAUGUUACCAAGAAGUCUUACGCAUCAAUUGUGAGCCAGGGUCCAUCAAAUGCAGCUGUGAAACCAAAACCUUUAACAAAACCAGUGAGGAUCGCUGUUGAAGGUCUAACUCCCAAACUGGAGCACCCAUUCAUUGUUGCUGUCUCAAAUGAUGAAAAUAAUGUUACUGCUCAACCACCUCUGGCAGCGCUCAACGAGCAACCCAAAAUGACCCCUGUUGAUGCUUCUUACUUUCCCACUCCAGCUCAGAAGGAUGUUACCAAGAAUACUUACGCAUCAAUUGUGAAUCAGGGUUCACUAACUGCAGUUGUUACACAAAAACUUGUGACAAAACCAGUGAGAAUUGUUGUUGAAGGUGCAGGUCCACCUCCUGAACCAGAGCGCCCAAACGUUGUUGAUGGCUUGGAUGUUGAGAAUAAUGUUACCGUUGAACCACAUCUACCAGUGCCCAACGAGCAAUGCAAAAGGACCCCUGUUGCUGCUAACACACAGCGUUAGCUGUAGUAUGUCACAUUCAGACUACUGCUUAUCGGAGAUUCUGGGAUUGUAUGUCUUUUCUGAUCAAAUAAGAACCUGAGCAAGGUACAUUUCAUUUCGAAA
Messenger RNA from Lolium perenne, 2361 nucleotides. RefSeq lists its product as uncharacterized. The record is from RefSeq and is a predicted model, not a curated record. Lineage: Eukaryota; Viridiplantae; Streptophyta; Magnoliopsida; Poales; Poaceae.